GCCCGCCCUCCCGCCGUGGGGUGCUGCUGGGCGGGCUUCCAGCCCGCGGGGCGCGCAGAGAGCCAGCGAGCUGGGGCCAGGGCUGGGCCAGGCGUGGGUGCACCUUGCUGGGGCGCCAGCCGGGAGCAGGUGAGGAGGACGCUCUGCCAGCCGCUGGGUGGCAGGAAGUCGGUGUGUCCCAGCUGGGUCUGGCCUGUGCCCGCCAGCCCGGGCCCCUGAGCCGGUGACAUACGGGUGAGCGGCGCUGGCCCGUCCUGCCACCUCGCCGGCUGGAGCCCUCGUGCCCUGACCCCCCGGCGCCGGGUCACCCACCGCCCGCGGGCUGCUGGGUGCCUCCAGCCUCACGGAGCCGGACCCAAGCUGGGGAGAGCCGAGGCUCCGAGCCGGUCCCUGGUGUAGCCCGGGCCCCCGCUCUCUGUCCGCGCAGGCGGGUCCUCUAUUUAUCUGUCCUCAAAGAAAGAAUAAAGCCUCCUUUCUUCUGAGCGAGUCCGCGGCCGACGCUCAGCACCGCGGCCAGGCAGAGCCGGCGCCCAGAGAUGCAAAGGCCGGACGCGCCGGGCCCUCGCUUCAAAGGGAAGCUGCGCCAUUGAGAGGUGCAGGGGUCCCCAGCCAGGCUCCCGGGGGGUCGGCGUCGCCGGCCGGCGGAAGGCCCACGCUCUCAGCCGCGCCGUUGGGCUGCGGGGGUUAGUCCGUAGCGCCGCCCACCCACCUGCGGCCCCUGCCCGCCGGGCUGCAGCCAAGGGGCGACGGGCUGGGAGCUCUGGAUGCUGCUGCAGAGCUGGGAGCGCGCACCGGGGGCCAGUCCCGGGGCCGGCAAAGGCGGGCGGCUGUCCCAGCGCGGAGCCAGGAGGCAUGUCCCAGCAGCCGUCGGCGAUCUAGGCCGGCCGUCCCCGCGGAGGGCCCAGCAUGGAGGCCGGGCACAAGGCGCUGCCGGGCGAGGAGGCCGGGGACGGGGCAGAGGACAGCGGCGGGGUCUGGAGCCACAAGCCCCAUCCCUUCUGGACGGCCGUAUUCGACUACGAGGCAGCGGCGGAAGAGGAGCUGACGCUGCGGCGUGGCGACCUGGUGGAGGUGCUCUCUCAGGACUCCACCGUGUCGGGAGACGAGGGCUGGUGGACGGGGAAAAUCGAGGGCAAGGUGGGCGUCUUCCCCUGUGACUACGUGGCCAGCGGCCCCCCGUGCGGGCCCUGCCCUCUGCCGCUGGAGAUCUCCUUCCAGGAGCUGCUGCUGGACGAGAUCAUCGGGGUGGGGGGCUUCGGGAAGGUCUACAAGGGCGCGUGGCGGGGGGAGGAGGUGGCGGUGAAGGCGGCGCGCCAGGACCCCGACGAGGACAUCGGCGCCACGGCCGAGAGCGUCCGGCAGGAGGCCCGGCUGUUCUGCAUGUUGCACCACCCCAACAUCGUUGCCCUGAAGGCCGUGUGCCUCCAGCCGCCCAACCUGUGCCUGGUGAUGGAGUACGCCCGGGGCGGCCCCCUCAGCCGAGCCCUGGCCGGCAGGAAGGUGCCGCCGGACGUGCUGGUGAACUGGGCCGUGCAGAUCGCCCGCGGCAUGAACUACCUGCACAAUGAGGCCGUGGUGCCCAUCAUCCACCGCGACCUGAAAUCCAUCAACAUCCUGAUCCUGGAGAAGAUGGAGGACGGGGAGCUGGGCGGCCGCACGCUGAAGAUCACGGACUUCGGGCUGGCCCGCGAGUGGCACAGGACCACCAAGAUGAGCGCGGCCGGCACCUACGCCUGGAUGGCGCCAGAGGUCAUCCGGCUCUCGCGCUUCUCCAAGAGCAGCGACGUCUGGAGUUUUGGGGUGCUGCUGUGGGAACUGCUGACCGGGGAGGUGCCGUACCGGGAGAUCGACGCGCUGGCCGUGGCCUACGGCGUGGCCAUGAACAAGUUGACGCUGCCCAUUCCCUCCACCUGCCCCGAGCCCUUCGCCCGCCUGCUGGCAGAAUGCUGGGACCCCGACCCACAUGCCCGGCCACCCUUCGGGAGCAUCCUGGGGCGGCUGGUGGCCAUCGAGCACUCGGCCAUGUUCUCCAUGGCCCUCGACGUCUUCCACUCGCUGCAGGACGACUGGAAGCUGGAAAUCCAGCACAUGUUCAGUGAACUGCGCACCAAGGAAAAGGAGCUGCGGAGCCGGGAGGAGGAGCUGCUGCGGGCGGCCCAGGAGCAGAAGACGCAGGAGGAGGAGCUCCGGCGGCGCGAGCAGGAGCUGGCCGCCCGCGAGAUCGACAUCGUCCAGCGCGAACUGCACCUGCUCAUGGACCAGCUGCACCAGGAGCGGCCCCGGGUCAAGGGGCGCAAGGGCCACUUCAAACGCAGCCGCCUCAAGCUGCGGGACGGGAACCGCAUCAGCCUGCCCUCAGGCUUCCAACACAAGAUCACGGUGCAGGCGUCGCCCACCCUGGACAAGCGGAAAGGCACCGGAGCCAACGGCACCAGCCCCCCUGCGAGCCCCAUCAUCAUCCCCCGCCUGCGGGCCAUCCGCCUCACGCCCGUGGACGGCAGCCAGACGUGGGGCCGCAGCGCGGGGCUGAAGAAGGAGGAGCUGGGGGGCAACAAGAAGAAGGGGCGCACGUGGGGGCCCAGCUCCACACUGCAGAAGGAGCGGCUCGGUGGGGAGGAGCGGCUGAAGGCUCUGGGCGAGGGCAGCAAGCAGUGGUCGUCCAGCGCCCCCAACCUGGGCAAGUCCCCGAAACGUGCCCCCAUGGCAGGGGGCUUCGCCAGCCUGACGGAGAUGGAGGAGUACGCGGAGGCGGAGGGCAGCACCCCCCACUCCCCCUACCCGCCCCUCCCCCUGCCGGGGGGCGAGGACCAAGCCCCCGGGCCCGCGGACGAGCUGCCCCCUGGCGCCGAGGGCCUGCACCGAGCCGGGCCCCACAGGCGCAGCGAGUGGGCUCUGCUGGGCUGCGCCUCCGUCCUGGCCUCCGUGGGGCUGGGCAGCGACCUGCUGGAGCUGGGCCGGGAGUUGGCGGGGGGCCCGUUCCCGCGGGGGGGCUGCUCCCGGCGGGGCGAGGGGCCCCCCAGCUCCCUCACGCUGCUCUCGCUCUCCUCCCUCUGCGAGUGCAACUCCACCAAGUCCCUGCUGCCCGCGGCCGAGGAGCCGCCCGGCCCGGCCCCCCGCCCCACGGGGCCCCCCCCAGCGCCCCCCGCCCACAACCCCCUGCUGGACCUCCGGGCCGAGAGCUUCAAGAGGGGCCCGCGCCAGUCGCUGACGCCCACCCACGUGACGGCCGCCCAGGUGGUGACCCGUGGGCACCGACGCACGCCCUCAGACGGGGCCCUGCGCCAGGCUGCGCUCAGCCAGCAGGGGGCGCCCACGGCCGGCUCCCAGGAGACCCUGGACCCCCCCACGCUCUUCCCACCCCCGGCACGGCGCAGGCCCCCUGAGAAGGACCCGGCUGUGGAGCGCCCCAAGACCCUGGAGUUCGCGCCCCGGCCCCGCCCCUCGCCCUCCCGCUCCCGCCUCGACCCCUGGAAACUCGUCUCCUUCGGAAGGACUCACCGCGCGUCCCCGGGCAGCGGGUGCGAGACGCAGGGGGAGCAGGGCAGGGUCGGUGGGGAGCCACCGGACCCCGCCAGUGCCCGCCAGACGCUGCUGGACAUAGACAUGGAGGGUCAGAGCAAGGACAGCACGGUGCCCCUCUGUGGGGGGGCACUGCACUCCAGCAGCCUGGACGCCGACAUGUCCCAUUGACCUGGCACUGCGCCCCCCGGAGACCAGGGAACCACCCAUGAAUGUACACCCCCCCCACAGCCGGUGUGGGGCACCAGACCUACCUGGGGGCGGGGGGGGCCUCUUGGAUGGACCAGCCUCUUUACUGUGCGCCUGCUCUACCAUCCCCCACUCUGCUGCUGACCCCAUUCCCCACCCUCAGCAGGCUGAGAUCCCACCGCACCCACCAACCGCUCCAAAGGUUCUGCUGUGGGAGAAGCUGCUGCCCCAGAGAAGCAGGGUUGGGAAGGGAAUUGUGGGGGAGGGGAGCAUGUGUAUUUAUUGAUGGGGGGUUAAGAACCCCCACCCCUAUUUAAAUUCCAUGUGGUGUUUGUAAAAAAAAAAAAAAAAAAAAGA
This is a messenger RNA of Caretta caretta (loggerhead turtle), 4065 nucleotides long. RefSeq names its product mitogen-activated protein kinase kinase kinase 10 (gene MAP3K10). Gene Ontology annotation, biological process: positive regulation of apoptotic process; protein phosphorylation. NCBI's taxonomy places the organism in Eukaryota, Metazoa, Chordata, Testudines, Cheloniidae. Gene Ontology annotation, molecular function: protein binding; ATP binding; JUN kinase kinase kinase activity. The record is from RefSeq and is a predicted model, not a curated record.